UUCUCGUCCGUUCAAUCCUUAACUCUCCUUUUUCAUUUUCCUUUCACUUAAAAGUUCUCUUUUUUCUCAUGUUAAAAAUGGCGGAACACAAUUAAUUUUGCAAAAAAUCAUCGUUUAGCUCAUAAUUCAAAGACGAUUAUGGCUGAUCGAAAAUGAACGAACUAGGAACACAGAGCAUUAUUGAUCAUCAGAAGCUCCGAAUUUUAUUUCCACUUCCUAUUUUGUUUCUCGAUUUGGGUUUUUAGGGUAAAGUAGAAAUUUCCCUGUACAAAUAGAAGGCAAUUGCAGUAAGAAAUUGUUUGAAGAGAAGUUUAAAUGAUGAAAACGGUGUCGCUGCUAAGAUUACUGGUUUUACUUCUCUGUGCUGUUCUAUGCAAGCGUAGAGGAGCAGAGAUUGUCACUGAAUACGUUCUUUCAUUUUUCGGGACAGUGGUUCGCGAAAAAGAUGCGUGCUGGGAAUAUGCUGACCGACUGGAAGGCAACAAGGUGAGGUGCAAAUUCUGUGACCGAAUUCUCAAUGGCGGCAUUAGCCGCUUAAAGCACCAUCUCUCUCGACUCCCGAGCAAAGGCGUGAACCCAUGUGCCAAAGUCAGGGACGAUGUGUCCCACAAGGUGAGAGAAAUAAUCGCGCUAAAAGAUGACGGCAAGGAAAAUCCAGUUCCAAGAAGACAAAUUUUAUCACCCGAGGUCAAAUCUCCUCCCGAGCCCCCCAUCCAAUCACAGGCGUUGAUCGCAAAACCGGUCUCUUCCAUCACGCCUUCAAAUAUCCCCCCAAGAGACGAACACGAAAACGCCGAGAGAUGCAUCGCCCUUUUCUUUUUCGAGAAUAAAUUGGAUUUCGGCAUUGCUCGCUCCCCCUCCUACCACCAGAUGAUCGACGCCGUAAAAAAAUGUGGGAAUAAUAAUGUAUUUGUGGGCCCCACAGUGGAAUCGUUAAGGGCGACUUGGCUGGGGAAAAUCAAAUCCGAGAUGCAGUUGUGGUCGAAGGGCGUCGAGAAGGAGUGGGCCAUGACUGGCUGCACGGUGAUAGCAGAGACGUGGGCGGAUGGGAAAUCGAGGGCUCUGAUCAAUUUUCUCGUUUCGUCUCCUUCCGGAACCUUCUUCCACAAGUCGGUGGAUGCCUCUCUGUACUAUAAGAACGUGAAGUACCUCUCAGACCUGUUCGACUCGGUGAUUCAGGAUUUUGGGGCUGAGAACGUGGUUCAAGUCAUAAUCGACGAUGCUUUAAACUUCCCAGGAUUAGCAAACCAUAUCCUGCAGAAUUACGGGCUGGUUUUCGUGACCCCUUGCGCUUCCCAGUGCAUGAAUGGGAUCUUGGAGGAGUUCUGCAAAGUCGACUGGGUUAACCAGUGUAUUUUGCAAGCGCAGGCAGUUUCGAAAUACGUGUAUAACUAUUUACCCGCACUCGAUAUGAUGAAAAAUUUCACCGGAGGGCAGGAUAUUAUUAAAACCGGGGUCACCAAACACGUCUCGAAUUUCCUCUCCUUACAGUCGAUGCUCAAGCACAAGUCGAGACUGAAACACAUGUUCAACAGCCCCGAGUUCACGACAGAUCCGGCCUUCGCGAACAGGCCCCAGACGGCGACAUGUGUCGGGAUUCUCGACGACGGCGAGUUCUGGCGGGCAGUCGAGGAGAGCGUGGCAGUUUCCGAGCCUUUUCUGAGGGUGAUGAGGGAGGUUUUGGGCGGGAAGCCAGCCGUGGGGUUCGUGUACGAGAUGAUGACACGGGCGAAAGAGUCGAUACGGACUUAUUACAUUAUGGACGAGGUGAAAUGCAAAACGUUGCUAGACAUUGUGGAUAGAAAGUGGCAGAAUAGCCUGCACUCGCCUUUGCAUUCGGCGGCGGCUUUCUUGAACCCGGGCGUGCAGUAUAAUCCCGAGAUUAAGUUCCUUGGGUCGAUUAAGGAGGAGUUCUUUAGGGUGCUCGAGAAGCUUCUGCCGACUCCUGAGUUGAGGCGGGACAUAACUAAGCAGAUUCUUUUGUUUACGAGGGGAAGUGGGAUGUUUGGGUGUAGCCUCGCGAAGGAGGCCAUCGAUACUGUUUCGCCUGGCAUUUGGUGGGAACAGUUUGGGGACGGGGCACCCAUGCUUCAACGUGUGGCCAUUCGAAUACUAAGCCAAGUCUGCAGCACUUGCAAUUUCGAGAAGCAAUGGACAGCCUCCCAACAAAUACACUCUGAGAAGCGCAACAAAAUCGAUAAGGAGACUCUUAACGACUUGCUUUACGUCCAUUAUAAUCUGAGGCUGGAAAAAUCCUUGAAAACAAACCACUCGGAAAUGGAUCCACUUCAGAUGGAGGAUUUGGAUAUGACGUCAGAUUGGGUGGAGGAGGCCGAGAGCCCGAGCCCGGUCCAGUGGCUCGACAGGUUUGGUUCGGCCCUUGAGGGUGGAGAUGUUGGGGAUCUGAACACGCGGCAGUUUAGUGCUGCUAUUUUUGGCGCGGGUGAUAAUAUUUUCAAUUUGUAGGUUUUUAUAUCAUGCUGGUGUUUGUACAAAAUGAGUAUUAAUCCUUUUCAAUAGGUACAUGUAUUGUAGAAUUGUAGAAGUUUGUAUCUUUUGUGAUGAGUAGUAGGGAUCAUAAUUCUCUGCCAAGUAUCAUACUGAAUUGAAUUGUGAUGCCUUUAGCAAAACACUGAUCAAUAUAUUUUUUACUUGAAGAAAAAGCAAAAAACGUGCUCUUCAAGAUGUGGCAUGAUUAUUGCUAUAGAAUGAAUCAAAGAAUGUGUAAUCAAGAAGCAUUCAUAGUUCAUACUCAUGCUGCAAGCAACUGC
Molecule: messenger RNA, 2771 nt
Organism: Striga asiatica
Lineage: Eukaryota; Viridiplantae; Streptophyta; Magnoliopsida; Lamiales; Orobanchaceae
Source: the annotation of a GenBank genome assembly